GAAACACUUGUCCUAAAUAUUCCUUGAUUGAUGAUUUUUCAUGUGAAGAAAAGACUUUAGCUUCUCAAUCGAUCAUCAUCUUCUCAUCACAAAACCCACACAAACGCUUUUCUCCGAUCAGAAUUAUGCAACAUCAAGGCGAUUACAAUUCCGGCACCGCCCCUUAUUACAACUUUCCCCCAAACCCUAAUCCCCCUCCUCCUCCUACUAAUCCACCCACCGAUUUCCUGCACCACCAACAACAACCACCGUUCGCCUCCGCCCCUCCUUUCACCGCCUCCUACCACCCUCAACCACCACCACCACCACCUUCCUCCGAUUACUACCCUCCUUAUCACCCCACCACCGAUCCCCUCCCUCCCACCGCCCCUCCUUCUUUCCCAUCUUCAAACCCUAAUAAUAAUAAUUUCCCCCAAUUUGAUCCCCCUUUUCAACCCCAAUCCCAAACGCCACCUUAUAUUAACAACAACAAUAAUAUAAAUAAUAAUAAUAAUAAUUUAUCUUAUGAUCAUCACCAAACACCACCACCCCUUAACUACCCUCCGCAAAAUCCGGUUUCUUUAAACCAUGCCUCAACUUUUCAAUACCCUUCUUAUAACACCCCGAACCCGGUUCCGGUUUACGAUUCUCCGUACGAUACCAAUAGUUAUGGUAGGAGUGUAUCUGAUAUAGGAGGGGGUGAUUAUUACGGUAAAAAAAACGAUUUAGGAAUGUCGAAUUUCGGUGGAUAUGGUGAUGGUGUAUAUGCAUAUCAAGGUGGUAAAACUGAACCAUAUGGAUCAAGGGGGACGUCUUCGAAGUCGUCUACGUGGAAAGAACAGGUGGUUUUUGAUGAUUUUGGUAGGCCUAUUGGGUUGCCAGGUAAAGAUUCGGGAGUGUCGUCUACUCCCAAGAUAGUUAAGGCGGUACCGAAAGUGGAUACGAGGGAUGAAGUUAAAGGCGGCGGUGUGCAGAAGUUUAGAGUUAAGUUGUUGGCUGAAAGUGGUGGCCAGUCUACCAUGGAUGUUCUUUGUCAGAUUGGAUUGGAUGGAAUCCGAAUGCUCGAUCCCUCUACCAGCCGAACUUUGAGAAUAUAUCCUCUUGACACAAUAACGAGAUGUGAAGUGUAUGAUUCAUCUACUUUUGCAUUUUGGUCCAAGAGUACUGUAGAUAUUGAGCCAAGGCGUAUAAGGCUGCAAUCCAACAGUUACACUACAAACACUUUGUUGGACACAGUAACUGCAGCAACCAUUCAGGUUAAGGAGAUGGGUGGGAGGAGCAGGCCUGUUGAUACUGUUAAAGCUACUGAGCAGUCAACUGAAAAGAAAAAAGGUUUAGGUGACUGGAUGAACAAAAUCAAACCGCAAAUUGAAGAGAAAGAUCACUGGGUACCUGAUGAAGCUGUGACCAAAUGUACUGGCUGCAGUGGUGAUUUUAGUGCCUUUAACAGAAAGCAUCAUUGCCGAAACUGCGGAGAUAUUUUCUGUGACAAGUGCACUCAUGGAAGAAUUGCUCUUACAUCUGAAGACAAUGCUCCUCAAGUUCGUGUUUGCGAUCGUUGCAUGUUGGAGGUCACUCAACGGUUGAGCAGUGCCAAGGAAGCUGCUUCUAGCAGAUCAUCUGGAUUGCAGAGUCAUGAAGAUCUUGCAAAGAAACUUCAGGAGGAGAUGGAAAGAAAUCACAAAUCAUCGUCAGGUUCCAAGUCAGAUGGGUUCAACAGGCGGAUGAAAGAAGUUGCUUGUCCUACUUGUACAGUUCAUUUGCAGGUUCAAGUUCCUAGCUCGGGAUCUGAGACAAUAGAAUGUGGAGUUUGCCAGCAUCCGUUUCUUGUAAGUGCACGUUGAAGGCCCGGACUGUUCAUUCCAUUUUCCUGUUUAGUUUUGGUGAUUUUGAUCCAUUCAUUGUUACUAGUACAUUCAUGUUCAAAUACCCUGGACUUGUUGUUCUUGUGUGGUUUGGUUUCUCAAAUUGAUGUUCAUCUUUUGUAUGUAAAUGCGGUUUUUUAUGGUGA
Erigeron canadensis is the source of this 1990-nucleotide messenger RNA. Its product is annotated as protein FREE1. Bases 126 to 1823 code for a protein of 565 amino acids. Gene Ontology annotation, biological process: intralumenal vesicle formation; multivesicular body assembly. NCBI's taxonomy places the organism in Eukaryota, Viridiplantae, Streptophyta, Magnoliopsida, Asterales, Asteraceae. Gene Ontology annotation, cellular component: late endosome membrane; ESCRT I complex. The record is from RefSeq and is a predicted model, not a curated record. The transcript has 10 exons. Gene Ontology annotation, molecular function: metal ion binding; ubiquitin binding.